UUUUAUAGGGACGAGAGCGUGGUAUUAUAAAAUAAUAGUGGCUGUGUAAAGUGAGAGUGCAAGAACACCGGAAUGGCCGACGAAGCACCCUCUUCCAUCUCUGGGGAAAGCAUACCGGAAGUCUCUUUAGAAACACCCUUGGUGGUUCGUCAACCGACACCUGAGCCAGAGCAAGAAUCUCCAUUAAUCACCCAUGAAAUGACAGAAACCCAACCACCGGGUCCUUCGUCCAUGGAGAUGAGUAUACCAGGUGCUUCAAUGGAAAUGACUACAACUCCCAUGGACAUACCUGUAUCGCAAACGCCUUUGCCUGGAGCUCCAAUGGCUGUCCCGGUUGAGAUGACUACUGAGAACGCGGAAAUGUUACAGACCAAGAUGGAGAUGGGGGAGGCGAAAGUGGAAGAUCCCCCAAAGAAGAUCACAAUAUGUAUCAAGACACCUGCGGAGAAAGAAAGCUUCGAUGUAGACGAGAACGUAAAUGUGAAGAUAUUGAAGGAGCAGAUUGCUUCGAAGUUCAGCGCCGAACCAGAUCAGCUUUGUUUAAUCUUCGCCGGAAAGAUCAUGGAUGACGUGGAUAAUAUUCAAGAUGUAUGUGGUAGUAUGGGAAAACUUAGGGUAGGAUGAUGAACGAAAGUUGUACUGUUUCAUAUGCAUAAAUUAUAAGACGUAAGCUAGAAAGGCUACUGCGUUUACCGGCAUAACAUUAAAGAUGGUAUGACUGUUCACUUGAUGAUUCGUGCGGCGCCACGCGCUUCUGAAGCGGGUCCUCAAAGGCCUCCUGCUGAUAUUUCGGCCACCCCAUUCCAUCUGGGCUCUCUAGGAGGACUUUCUGGACUCCAAUCGCUUGGUAUGGGAACCACCAAUUUCCUGGAGAUCCAGAACCAAAUGCAGAAUGAGCUGCUCACAAAUCCGAACACGCUUCGAAAUCUGUUAGAAAACCCAUUGGUGAUGCAGCUCAUGAAUAAUCCAGACGUGAUGAAAAAGCUUGUAAUGAAAAAUCCACAGAUGCAGGAAUUGUUGCAGAGGUAUCCGGAGAUCGGCGAGGUGCUCAACAACCCCGAGCUUCUGAAAAACACAUCCGAGUUGGCAAAAAAUCCGUCUAUGCUUCAAGAGUUGAUGCGUAGUCAUGAAAGGCUACUUGGAAUUGAUCCUGCUUCACCAACAUCUGUGACUAAUCCUUUACCGAACCUCUUCCAGAACAUACAGGAACCGGGACUUACUUCACUUAGGUCACAGUUCCAGUCGAGCACUAACACAAUGCCAGGAACUGGUGUGAUGUAUCCCCCACCGCUAGCCAGUUUAUUGCAGCAGAUGUCUGAGAACACAACAUUGGUACAGAACAUGUUGCAGGCACCAUAUACUCAAGCCGUCAUGGAAGCCAUGGCUGCCGAUCCGAAUAUUGCUCACGCACUGUUGACUCAGAACCCCCUCAUAACAAAUAAUACAGUGCUGCAGGAUCAGAUGCGAGCAAUGAUGCCACAGAUGAUACAACAAAUGCAAAAUCCUGAGAUACAGAACCUCAUGACAAAUACACAGGCAUUGGAUGCAAUUAUGCAGAUCCAACAAGGCAUGGAACAAUUACGUCAAACAGCACCAAGUAUGGUACACACGAUGGCACCACCGCCUCCAAUCCCACCGACCGGCCCCCCAAAUGAACGGGACACUGUUACGGGAGGAUCCAAAGACGCUUUUUCCGAGUUUAUGGCAAGAAUGAUCGCUAGUAUGGCGGCUAAACAUGACAACUCCAUGCCUCCAGAACAAAAGUACCAAGCGCAGCUAGAAUACUUGUCAACAAUGGGAUUUAAGGAUAGAGAAGUAAAUUUAAAGACUCUAAUUUCUACUUUCGGAGAUGUAAACUCUGCAGCCGAAAAGUUGUUACGACAAGGAUUCUUGACUCCAUUAACUCCAGCGUCCAGUAAUUUUGAAAGUGCUCCAAAUAGCAUGGACAGUGCUGCAGCAAGUGUUCAUUUGAGUCCAACAGGUAGUAAUCAGGUGAGUCCGGCUGCCAAUGAGCCUGUGACUGGAGUUGAACAAGAACAACAACAAGAUGCUUGA
Molecule: messenger RNA, 2055 nt
Organism: Acanthoscelides obtectus
Lineage: Eukaryota; Metazoa; Arthropoda; Insecta; Coleoptera; Chrysomelidae
Source: the annotation of a GenBank genome assembly